Molecule: messenger RNA, 780 nt
Organism: Blepharisma stoltei
Lineage: Eukaryota; Ciliophora; Heterotrichea; Heterotrichida; Blepharismidae
Source: the annotation of a GenBank genome assembly
AUGUUAUUAAUAUUUUACUUAUUUGGGAUCGUCCAUGGGAAUAUUUUUAAUCUGGACUUAUCAGUUCAUGCUUGAAUAAGUUUGGAGCAAGAAAUUUAUCUAGAGAUUACACCAGACAUUUCAAAUGGCUAUGCAUGAAUUGUUACAGAAGCAAGCUCAGAGGAAUUAAUAAUAAAAGAAGAGUCUGAUAUGAUUUUAAGUACACUAUUAAAUGUCCCUAUAGUGACACAAGUAUUUUCUGUUUCUUGUACAGAAAAAUGCAAAAAUGGGGAUACAGUACAAUUGUCAUUUGCUUUGAUUGGCUCUGACAGCUUACCAAUAGAAACUCGUGAAAUUUUUAUUCAAAUUUCAAACCAGCGGAUGUUUUUAACAAAGCAAGUGGCGAUUUCUUAUAAUGAUUCGAAUAAUAACAACUUCAUUCAUGUAUUUAUUGCAAAUGGACAUAUCAGAGAAAUGAUUAAAAUCAACGACAAAUGAAGUGAUGGAAAACUUGAUGUUAAAGGCAAUGAUAUAUCGGCAAUUUCAUUUUCUGGAGAUUUUGGAAUUAUAAUAAAAGCUUAUAUUUCUGAUGGUCAUCAAAUCACUGAAUGGUUAUAUACAGGAAAUGAAUGGAAAAGAGGGAAUUUUGUGUAUUCUGGUGUGAGCUCUUCUCUUGUAAGUUGGAAUGAUAAAAUUAACGAUGAACUUCGUGCAUAUUUGUUUAUUACACAACACGAUAAUAAUGUUGUUGAGUUUAUGUGGGAUCGAAAAAAGUGGAUUUUUGAAGAAAUUAUUAUAUAA